UCCCUCAAGUGGCCUUCAAUCAAUUGGAACAAUGUUUACAGAUUUGGACUUUGAUAUUGAGGAGGAUAAGCUGGGUAUUCCCACUGUACCUGGGACAUUGACCUUGAAGAAAGACAGUCAAAAUCUGAUUGGCAUCAGCAUAGGUGGAGGAGCUCAGUACUGUCCCUGCCUUUAUAUUGUUCAGGUGUUUGAUAACACGCCUGCAGCUCUGGAGGGAACGUUGGCAGCAGGGGAUGAAAUCACAGGUGUGAAUGGGAAGUCGGUCAAAGGGAAAACCAAAGUGGAAGUGGCCAAAAUGAUACAGGUGGUGAAGGGAGAAGUGACGAUUCACUACAACAAACUCCAGGCUGACCCAAAGCAGGGCAAGACCUUGGAUAUUGUGCUGAAGAAAGUAAAACACCGCCUGGUAGAGAACAUGAGUUCAGGGACAGCAGAUGCUCUAGGGCUGAGCCGAGCCAUCCUCUGCAAUGAUGGGCUGGUGAAAAGACUGGAAGAACUGGAGAGGACUGCAGAGCUCUACAAAGGCAUGAUGGAGAAUACAAAAAGUCUUCUCAGAGCAUUCUUUGAGCUGUCUCAAACUCACAGAGCAUUUGGUGAUGUUUUUUCGGUCAUUGGCGUGCGGGAGCCUCAGCCAGCUGCCAGUGAAGCAUUUGUGAAAUUUGCAGAUGCGCAUCGCAGCAUUGAAAAGUUUGGAAUCCGCCUUCUGAAAACCAUCAAACCGAUGCUGACAGAUUUGAACACUUACCUUAACAAAGCCAUUCCUGAUACACGACUAACCAUCAAGAAGUAUUUGGAUGUCAAAUUUGAGUAUUUGUCUUACUGUCUCAAGGUGAAGGAGAUGGAUGACGAGGAAUACAGCUGUAUUGCGCUGGGGGAGCCUCUCUACAGGGUCAGCACAGGAAAUUACGAGUAUCGCUUAAUCCUGCGCUGCCGCCAGGAGGCACGGACACGCUUUGCCAAGAUGAGGAAAGAUGUGCUAGAGAAGAUAGAGCUGCUGGACCAGAAACAUGUGCAAGACAUCGUCUUCCAGCUCCAGCGCUUUGUUUCCACAUUCUCCAAAUACUAUGAUGACUGCUACGCUGUCCUGCGAGAUGCAGAUGUCUUCCCUAUUGAAGUGGAUCUGGCUCGUACCACUCUGAGUUAUGGCCAGAAAGAUGUCUUCACGGAUGGAGCAGAGGAGGAAGAAGAGGAAGGAGGUGGAGGUGGGGAAGGCAACAGAAAGGAGGAAGAGAAUGGUGAGAAACUCAUCGAUGAUGCUUGA
Molecule: messenger RNA, 1261 nt
Organism: Gekko japonicus
Lineage: Eukaryota; Metazoa; Chordata; Lepidosauria; Squamata; Gekkonidae
Gene: PICK1
Product: protein interacting with PRKCA 1
Exons: 12
Coding region: 32-1261 (409 amino acids)
Biological process (GO): positive regulation of receptor internalization; regulation of Arp2/3 complex-mediated actin nucleation; intracellular protein transport
Cellular component (GO): neuron projection; postsynaptic early endosome; postsynaptic density
Molecular function (GO): protein kinase C binding; protein domain specific binding; phospholipid binding
Source: RefSeq, a predicted model, not a curated record